Messenger RNA from Hypoxylon trugodes, 5502 nucleotides. RefSeq names its product Pentafunctional AroM protein. Bases 558 to 5390 code for a protein of 1610 amino acids. NCBI's taxonomy places the organism in Eukaryota, Fungi, Ascomycota, Sordariomycetes, Xylariales, Hypoxylaceae. Gene Ontology annotation, molecular function: shikimate kinase activity; shikimate 3-dehydrogenase (NADP+) activity; 3-dehydroquinate synthase activity. Gene Ontology annotation, cellular component: cytoplasm. Gene Ontology annotation, biological process: chorismate biosynthetic process; aromatic amino acid biosynthetic process. The record is from RefSeq and is a predicted model, not a curated record. The transcript is spliced from 2 exons.
GUCAAGCUUCUGGACCCCACUACUAAUGCCCCGCGUACCGGAGUUUCCUUAUUAGCACUUUGAGCUAUCGCUGUCACAUAGCUCAAUUCUUAUUGGUCAAUCGGCGGACCCAUCCCAAAGAUUCUGCAGGAACGGCCAGAAUUUUUUGGUGGAGGACCGCAUCGGACCCUAGCUCAAAGGGUCGUCGGCCUAAUCGCCUCACACUCUUACACUUACAACAUCCCAUUCAUUGUUAAUACUCAACCAAGCAUUUCGCUUCUUUGCUUUCUAAUUCGUGCCAACAUUCCCUCAAUCCCUUCUUGAAUUUCCACGAGAGGUGAAGAUCUAAUUCUAUUUCCAUGGAGUGAACUAUCAAAAUUCUGCUAGAAUUUGUCGAGAUCUAGCUACUGGAUUUCCUUCCAAGAACCCCUCACCACGUAUAUAUCACCCACGUAAAAGCAAUUUUUCUUCCUUCUUUCAAGCUAAUUACGGAGUAUUAGAUAUUCCUUCUACUUUUCUCGUCGGUGGUGUUCACAGGAUAGCCACAUUAAUAUACCGCUCCUUUUAUCACAGUCACUAUGGCGAGUCAAACGACCAGCGCCGAGGGUCCAACCCGUAUUCCAAUUCUAGGGUCUGACUCUAUCAUUGUCGACCAUGGCAUCUGGCAAGCCUUUGUGCCUGAUGAUCUCCUCGACAAUAUCAAGUCUUCUACAUAUAUUGUCAUUACCGAUACCAACCUUCACGACCGAUAUGUGCCUCCCUUUUUAGAUAUUUUCAACAAAGCAAUCGAGCGCCGCAAUGCACAAAGCAGAGUACUUACCUACACCAUUCCUCCUGGCGAAACAUCCAAAAGUCGCGAGACGAAGGCCGAGAUAGAAGACUGGAUGUUGUCUCAGCAAUGUACGAGGGAUACUGUCAUUAUUGCGCUGGGUGGCGGUGUGAUUGGUGAUAUGAUUGGUUAUGUCGCAGCCACUUUCAUGCGCGGCGUCCGUUUUGUCCAGGUCCCAACCACCCUUCUUUCUAUGGUUGAUUCAUCUAUCGGAGGCAAGACUGCCAUCGAUACACCCAUGGGUAAGAACCUCAUUGGGUCUUUCUGGCAACCUCAGCGCAUCUACAUAGAUCUCGCAUUUCUUGAGACACUUCCUGUGCGCGAGUUCAUAAAUGGCAUGGCCGAAGUAAUUAAAACCGCUGCCAUAUGGAAUGAGUCCGAAUUUACAGCUCUCGAAGAAAAUGCUGCUUUAAUCCUCAGCACCAUCCGGUCCAAAACCGCCAAUCCUAGUGAAAGGCUACUCCCGAUUCGCACCAUACUUAAGCGCAUUGUUCUCGCUUCUGCCCGCGUCAAGGCUGAGGUUGUUUCUAAGGACGAAAAGGAGGGCGGUUUACGAAAUCUUCUUAAUUUCGGUCACUCUAUCGGUCAUGCUUUCGAAGCUAUCCUCACGCCCCAAGUUUUACAUGGCGAGGCCGUAGCAAUUGGAAUGGUUAAGGAGGCCGAAUUAGCCCGAUACCUAGGUGUUUUGCGACCAGGCGCAGUAGCACGGCUGGUCAAAUGCAUCGCGAGUUAUGACUUACCAACUUCUCUUCAUGACAAGCGUAUCGUGAAGUUGACAGCCGGGAAGAAAUGUCCCGUCGAUGUAUUGCUGCAAAAGAUGGCUGUCGAUAAGAAAAACGAGGGGAAGAAGAAGAAAAUCGUUCUCCUAUCUGCUGUAGGCCAAACCUACGAGCCGCGAGCAAGCGUUGUUGAUGAUAGCGCCAUCCGAGUUGUUUUGUCUCCUGCUAUCCGAGUCCAACCAGGAGUACCUAAGGAACUCAGUGUGCAGGUGACUCCACCUGGAUCCAAGAGUAUCUCUAAUCGGGCUUUGGUACUUGCUGCACUCGGUAAUGGAACUUGUCGAGUUAAGAACUUACUUCACUCCGAUGAUACCGAGUAUAUGUUAUCGGCUAUCGGUGGCCUAAACGGAGCGACGUACUCGUGGGAAGAUGCUGGGGAAGUCCUUGUGGUUACUGGGAAAGGCGGCAAACUUCAAGCAAGCCAAGAUCCCCUUUAUCUCGGUAAUGCAGGAACGGCUUCUCGUUUCCUAACCACUGUGGUAGCCCUAUGUUCGCCUUCUACCGCACCUUCCACUAUCUUAACCGGCAAUUCAAGGAUGAAAGUGAGACCGAUUGGCCCGCUUGUUGACGCCCUACGAUCUAACGGCGUCAACAUAAAAUACCUAGAGAAGGAAAAGAGUCUCCCUGUACAAGUUGAUGCAGCUGGUGGUCUUGACGGAGGUGUUAUUGAGUUGGCUGCGACAAUUUCGUCUCAAUAUGUGUCGUCUAUCCUAAUGUGCGCACCCUACGCCAAGAAACCCGUAACUCUCCGUUUAGUGGGUGGUAAGCCAAUCUCGCAGCUUUAUAUCGACAUGACCAUCGCUAUGAUGAAGGCGUUCGGUGUUUCCGUCACGAAAUCCACAGAUGAACCUCAUACCUACCACAUUCCCCAAGGCGUAUAUCAAAAUCCCGAUGAAUAUGUCGUAGAGAGCGAUGCUAGCUCGGCAACUUACCCGCUCGCGGUCGCUGCUAUCACUGGCACUACCUGCACAAUCCCCAACAUCGGCGCAGCCUCUUUACAAGGGGAUGCUCGUUUUGCAACGGAUGUUCUGCGUCCGAUGGGAUGUACUGUAGAACAGACUGCUACGUCAACCACGGUAACUGGACCGAAACCGGGUGGCCUAAAGGGCAUUGAGGUUGAUAUGGAGCCUAUGACAGAUGCAUUCUUGACAGCCUCAGUCCUCGCUGCUGUGGCGUCUGGCGAGACACGGAUUACCGGAAUAGCAAAUCAGCGGGUCAAGGAGUGCAAUCGUAUCGAAGCUAUGAGAGAGCAGCUUGCAAAAUUCGGUGUACAUUGCAGUGAGCUUGAGGACGGAAUUGUCAUCGCGGGCAAACGGCUAGCGGGCAUUUCUAAACCUACUGACAGUAUUUUUUGCUAUGACGACCACCGCGUAGCCAUGAGCUUUAGUGUUCUAUCCGUUGUAGCACCGGGUCCAGUACUCAUUCUUGAACGCGAAUGUACUGGAAAGACAUGGCCCGGCUGGUGGGAUGUAUUGGCUCAAUCGUUCAAGGUUAGUUUAACUGGCGAUGAAGCUGUGCCUGGUGCUUCCCAAAAGACAAAACAAACCGAAACCGAGUCAUCUAUCUUCAUCGUUGGAAUGCGAGGCGCUGGAAAGACCACGACCGGUAGAUGGGUAGCCAAAAUCCUCGGACGUCCUUUUAUUGAUCUCGACCACGAAUUAGAACGUAGGGCCGGCCUAACAAUCCCGCAGAUCAUAGAAGAAAGUGGUCGUGGUUGGGAAGGAUUUAGGAGCGAUGAACUUGAGCUUCUGCGGGAUGUUAUGAAAAAUCAAGGCAAAGGUCAUGUUUUCUCCUGCGGUGGUGGCAUUGUCGAGACACCAGAAGCUCGGGAUUUGCUUAUCUCUUACCACCGCAAUGGUGGUGCGGUUCUCCUCGUCAACCGCGACGUGGAACAAAUGGUACAAUACCUAAUGCAAGAUAAAACCCGUCCUGCCUAUUCUGAGGAGAUUCUUGGUGUCUAUAAGCGGCGCAGACCCUUAUUCCAGGAAUGCAGCAAUUACGAAUAUCACAGCCCACACCUUGAUCCACCUGAGGGGGUUAGUGACCCACCUGCUGACUUCGUCCAAUUCGUGUCCACCAUUAGUGGUAAAAGCACUCAUUUCGAAGACACCAAGAAGAAAUCUCAGUCUUUCUUCGUGAACCUCACCGUGCCAGACCUCUUGUCGGAGAUUAAAACGAUUCCGCAAAUUGUGGUUGGCGUUGAUGCCGUUGAACUGCGCGUUGAUUUACUUGAAGACAUCUCGCCCGAAUCGCUAGCAAAGCAAAUAUCGUUCCUACGUUUGGAAGCGAAAAUACCAAUCAUAUUCACGGUCCGAUCAAAAUCACAAGGUGGCCGUUUCGAAUAUAAGUCCGAGGAAGAAUUGCUCCCACUAUACCAGACGGCUAUGCGUACAGGGGUCGAGUACGUGGACCUUGAAAUGACACUAUCGGAUGAGACCCUAGAUACGAUCAUCCAGUCCAAAAGCACUUCUACGCGCAUCAUUGCAUCGCAUCACGACCCUAAAGGUAAUCUAUCGUGGAAAAAUGGCGCCUGGCAACAAUGGUACAACCGAGCACUUCAAUACGGUGACAUUAUCAAACUAGUCGGAGUCGCGAAGAAGGAACAAGAUAAUUACUCUCUGUUUGACUUUAGGGAUAGGAUGUUUGCUGCGCACGGUAAGCCCAUCAUAGCUUUAAAUAUGGGCGACGUUGGUAAACUGUCUCGAGUGAUGAACAGCUUUUUUACACCCGUCACACAUCCCGCUAUGACGCAGAAGGCAGCUCCCGGCCAAGUGUCUACGGCCGAUAUUCGCAGGGCUCUAGCAAUAAUCGGGAAGAUAGAGCCCAAGAAGUUUUAUUUAUUUGGGAAACCCAUCCAAGCUUCGAGGUCGCCAGUCUUGCACAAUACUCUAUUCAACAAGACUGGAUUGCCCCAUGAAUAUUAUCUCAAAGAAACCUCUAAUGUGAAGGAUUUGGAGGACUUGAUUAGGUCGUCCGAAUUUGGGGGCGCUUCGGUCACAAUCCCACUAAAGAUUAACAUCAUGAAGUUACUUGACGACGUCUCAGAAUCGGCCAAUAUUAUUGGCGCCGUCAACACAAUCAUACCUAUAGCUUCGCAAGACGGAUCAAAGCCACGCCUUCUUGGCGACAACACGGACUGGAGAGGUAUGGUUCACUCCCUACGUACGGCCGGACUCACGCUACCAUCCGAAGCCAGUGAGAAGGGUGCGGUGGUAGUAGGGACCGGCGGUACUAGCAGGGCAGCCAUCUAUGCACUACAUUCGCUCGGCUACAGCCCUAUAUACGUUGUGGCGCGAAAUAGCAACGCCGUCAAAACUCUUCAAUCUUCAUUCCCUAGUCACAUCAGGAUCAAGAAUGUGCAAGCGCCUAGUGAUGUUCAACACAUACCAAAUGUCAUCAUCAGCACAAUCCCUGCCGACAAACCCGUCGACAGCAAUGUGAAGAGGCUACUUGAGUCCAUUCUAGAAGAACCUCAGGAUACUAAAGGACUGCGGUUCUUGCUGGAAAUGGCUUACAAUCCCCGCUACACGCCGUUAAUGGAGUUAGCCGAAAGCCACCAUUGGUUCACAAUCACAGGCCUAGAGGUCCUUGCAUCACAAGGCUAUUAUCAGUUCCAACUUUGGACUGGUAUCACACCUUUCUUCCCGGAUGUACGACAACCUGUGCUAGGGCCGCCGCCGCCACCUCCGCCGCCGCCGAGGGUACCUUUUUGGAAGCGUCUUCUUCUUCACCUAUGUGUUGCUACAGGUGUUGGUAUUAGUAUAGGGUUUUCGAUCGGCGUCGCGGUUGGCAGAUUUGACUGACACUUACGCAUACACCUCGCUUCGUCUCGUGAGUUCGUUUAUCGGAUGCCUAGUUCCUUUGCUGCCACCGAUCAAGUCUUUUUUGGCUUGCAGGAGCUCCCAGGGUGCUCCU